Messenger RNA from Alternaria triticimaculans, 1347 nucleotides. RefSeq lists its product as uncharacterized. The record is from RefSeq and is a predicted model, not a curated record. The transcript has 3 exons. Lineage: Eukaryota; Fungi; Ascomycota; Dothideomycetes; Pleosporales; Pleosporaceae. Gene Ontology annotation, molecular function: peroxidase activity. The coding region runs from base 1 to 1347 and encodes 448 amino acids.
AUGAAGAGCUACCAAGCAGAAAGAAGAUCAUCCUCUCAGGUCAUCUCGAGUAAACCACCACAGUACACUUCGGGAUUACUAUUCGUCAUGCAUACUCUUUCUCUUCUCCUCCUCCAGGCCUCAGGUGCCAUGAGCUACGGCUGGGUCGCUGGCCAACCUGGUGUCAACUCCAGGUUGUUCGCACGCAACGCCGAAGUGAAGCGCCAGGCCAACUGCCCUUUCAACCCUGUUCACAAGGGCGCUGCUCCAUACGUUGCUCCUUACACUUACUCUGGAGCUAAGAACGGUGUUCCCGGUAGCCAGAAGGGUGGUAUCAAGGUGCCAGCAGACGGCGACAAGGCUCACGCCUACACUGCUCCUGGAUCCAACGACAUCCGUGGACCCUGCCCAGGAUUGAACGCCGCAGCCAACCACAACUUCCUUUCACACGAUGGUAUUACCAACUUCCAGGAGUUGGUCGACGCCCAGCAGAAUGUCUACAACGUAGGAUACGACCUUUCCGUCCUCCUCGCUGUCCUCGGUAUUGAAGCUGGUGGUGAUGUGCUCUCCGGACGUCUCAGUAUCGGAUGCGAUGCUACGUCUCGCACUGCCACACUCCCUCUUCUGGGCAGCCAGCCCGGUCUUGAUGGCCACAACAAGUUCGAGGCCGAUUCUUCGCUCACACGCAACGACUUCUUCCUUGCCAACGGAGACAACUACAGCUUCAACGGCACUUUGUUCGCACAGAUGAAGGCGGUCGCCGACACCACCUCCGGUGGAAAGUUCGAUCGUGAGGCCCUCGCCAAGUACCGCAGCAACCGGUACGACGACUCUGUCGCAGAGAACCCCAACUUCUACUUCGGUCCCCUCUCGCUUCUCCUUUACGGAGCUGCCUCCUUCCUUUACGAGCUCUUCCCCAGCUACGGCGACAAGGGCGUCCCAGAUCUCGCAACCAUGAAGUCCUUCUUCGGUGCCGUUGAGGACUCUUCUGCCCCAGGUGGCUGGCGUCACGUCCCCGAGCGCAUCCCCGAGAACUGGUUCUCACGUGUCGAGCCCUACAAGAACAUGGAUGUUACCAACGAGAUUCUUGCCCAGUACGUCAAGUACCCCAAGCUAUUCGGUGGCAACGUUGGCAAGGGCAACUUCGACGCUCUCUCUACUCCAUUCGAUAUCAUCGUCGACGGAAAGUUGCCCAGCGAUGCUACCGCUGCUCAGCUUACUUGCCUGCUUUACCAGCUGGCUGUCAACCUCAUUCCCAGCACCGUCAGCAGCGUUACCGACCUCACAGAUGCGUUGAUCGACUUCUCCGCCGGAAAGUUGAACCCCAUCUUCAAGGAUGCUGGUUGCCCCUUGAUGGUCAGCAAGUAA